AUGCAGUCCAAGCGGGAGUGUGAGCUGUGGUGUGAGAGGGUGAAUCCCGAGAACAAGGCGGCGUUGGAGGCGUGGGUCAGGGAGACGGGCAUCCGCCUGGUGCAGGUGAACGGGCAGAGGAAGUAUGGCGGGCCACCCCCAGGCUGGGUGGGCAGCCCGCCGCCGGCCGGGUCAGAGGUGUUUAUCGGGCGGCUGCCCCAGGACGUGUACGAGCACCAGCUGAUCCCACUGUUCCAGCGCGUGGGCCGCCUCUACGAGUUCCGCCUGAUGAUGACCUUCAGCGGCCUGAACCGCGGCUUCGCCUACGCGCGCUACAGUUCGCGGCGCGGCGCCCAGGCGGCCAUCGCCACGCUGCACAACCACCCGCUGCGGCCGGCCUGCCCGCUGCUCGUGUGCCGCAGCACGGAGAAGUGCGAGCUGAGUGUGGACGGGCUGCCCCUGGGGCUGAGCCGCCGAGCGCUGCUGCUCGCGCUGCAGCCCCUGGGUCCCGGCCUGCAGGAGGCGCUGCUGAUGCCCAGCCCCGGGCCGGCGCCCGCGCAAAUUGCGCUGCUCAAGUUCAACUCGCACCGCGCCGCCGCCAUGGCCAAAAAAGCCCUGGUGGAAGGGCAGUCACGCCUCUGUGGAGAGCAGGUGGCAGUGGAGUGGCUUAAGCCAGACCUGAAGCAGCGACUCCGCCAGCAGCUCAUGGGUCCCUCACUGCAGAGCCUGCAGCCAGAGGGUAGUCGGCUGGCCCCAGCCAGGGACAAGCUAAAGUCCCAAGGGGCUCGGGCUGCCCUGCAGCUGUUGUGCCAACGGAUGAAGCUGGGCAGCCCCGUGUUCCUCACCAAGUGUCUGGGCACAGGCCCUGCUGGCUGGCACCGCUUCUGGUACCAGGUGGUGAUCCCUGGGCACCCAGUGCCCUUCAGCGGCCUCAUCUGGGUGGUGCUGGCCCCAGACGGGCAGGAUGGGCACGAGGUGGCUAAGGAUGCUGUGUCUGCGAGGAUGCUAGAGGCACUGAGGGAGUCAGGAGCCAGCCUUGUACGGUCUGCUGGAGCUGAGGCAGGUACCGUGGUUAAGCAGUGA
Molecule: messenger RNA, 1062 nt
Organism: Odobenus rosmarus divergens (Pacific walrus)
Lineage: Eukaryota; Metazoa; Chordata; Mammalia; Carnivora; Odobenidae
Gene: DND1
Product: dead end homolog 1 (zebrafish)
Exons: 4
Coding region: 1-1062 (353 amino acids)
Biological process (GO): germ cell development; mRNA stabilization; negative regulation of miRNA-mediated gene silencing
Cellular component (GO): nucleus; cytoplasm
Molecular function (GO): mRNA binding
Source: RefSeq, a predicted model, not a curated record